UGAAUUUCUGUCUUUUCUGUUUUUCUGAAUCCCUGUUUUCUAUCAGAGAAAGCCUGGAUCAAAGAGUUGAAGGCAUAAUUUUUACGAAGUGAAAAAAUCUAACCUUGCCCUAUGCUUUUCCCGAUCAAUGCUUUGGACUUCAUUUGACUUAUUCGUUUUGUUAUAUAUACAUUGCACGAUUUUAAAACAGUUUUUGUUUCUUUCCUAAAAAGUGUUGCUGACGGACCAGGGAUCCUCUACAACUACCUUAUCAGUUGUUACAAACAUCGGUGGCCUCCAGAAUGACAAAAACUGCUUCACCCAUUAUCUGACAAUCGCUAUCUUAGCAGGAUUGUUGUUUAUAUUAUCAAUCAUUCUUGGUGGGGUUUUGAUACUGCUACGGAAGAGACAAAGUGAGAUAGGUUCUUGGAUUUUAUAGGGAUUUCAUUUACAAAUCUAACGCUAAUUUUGGCCCGCUUUGUCAUCUUGGUCAUCUAAGGGCAGACUUCAUUUAAAAAAAAAAAAAAAAUCGAACGAGGUAGUUAGAUCUUAUUGGCAUUUCAGCUAAAACUUAACUUUAAUCUCUAGUCCCACUAUUAUCCUGGUAAUCUAGGGGCAGACUUCAUUUAAAAAGUUCAAGAGAUGCUUAAUAUCAAACGAACAAGUUGGCCAAAUGCAAAAAUUAAGUGAUGUAAUAAAAGAAACUGUUAUAAAGAAUCAACAUGGCUUCAGAGAAAGCUUGCCGUUGAAUGCUUUGAAUGUCGGUGCCCAGCUUAGCUUAGCGGCGGGAAGUAAAAGAAACCAAAGUGAGCCGUCUGUCCAACAGGAGGGUGUAUAUACCGCGCUGUGUUCAGAGUCAGUGAUGACCUCUGAUGAGGAUGGUUCCCGAACGUACGCUUCCCUUGUGAAAUCAACGGAUGAAGAGAGCGACAUUGAAUAUGAGAAUCAAAUAUCUGUUCUUGAGUAUAUAAAUGCUUAAGUGGAUUGUUCAUAGGACGGGUAGCGUUAAUCCGUAAAAGGCAGAGGUGAACAAAAUAUCGAUAGUGUGUGUCUUUGCAAAGCCAUAGAGGAAAAACCAACAGUUUCCAUUGACAUUGGGUUAGUUUAAUGGGGGUUUGAGCAACCCUGUCCUUGAAUUAUGUUCUAUGUAAACGAAAAGUAAACUGUGCUUUUAGCUCGUCUAGGCAAUCUCAUCUGUUCACGCUAUCGCUUAAUUAGAGCUUGUUGCAGUCUCGCCAUUAAAAUGAAUCAAAUGUAAUAAUAACAAUGAUGAUAAUAUGUGAUUGAUUGUGAUCUUUUCUUACUGUACUACGUAGUUAAUCAUUAUUAAUUAUUUGAUAGGAUCAUGUGUGAAUUUUUUUUCUCCACCAUUUUACAAACGCCUAAGUAAAGGUGAAUGAUCUGUAUUGCUGUCUCUCGGUGAAUGUCAUAUUUCAGUAUCUCUUUAUCAAUUUUGUACUCAACCUUGCUCACAGUUCUUACUUCAUGUGGCUGACUUUGAUUGUAUGACGUUAGAUUAUAGGAUGGAUAAGACUAGUGAAACAGUAAAACGCAUUCAAAUCUGA
This is a messenger RNA of Stylophora pistillata, 1544 nucleotides long. RefSeq lists its product as uncharacterized. NCBI's taxonomy places the organism in Eukaryota, Metazoa, Cnidaria, Anthozoa, Scleractinia, Pocilloporidae. The record is from RefSeq and is a predicted model, not a curated record.